AUGGCAAGUCUGGAAGCUCCGCUGAUAUCAAAUCGAGACCAAGCAGAGGACGACGAUGAUGCUUUGCAAGAUGACACGCCGGAGCCCAUCCCUGCUGGGACGAGGGAAGCAGCCCCGGGGGUCUUUGUAUGGCUGCUGACUCUGUCUGCCGGCAUCAGUGGGCUGUUAUUUGGCUACGACACCGGCGUCAUCUCCGCGACUCUCGUCUCCGUCGACACAUCCCUCUCAGACCGGGCCUUGACCUCGCUCGACAAGUCCAUCAUCACGUCGAGCACCGCCCUCUUUGCCCUGCUGAUCACGCCCUUCUCCUCCGUCCUCGCCGACUCCUUCGGCCGCAAGCGCGUCAUCCUGCUCGCCGACGUGCUGUUCGUCCUCGGCGCCGUGCUGCAGGCCUGCAGCUACACCGUCCCCAGCAUGGUGGUCGGGCGCUCGGUCGUGGGCGCCGCGGUCGGCGCCGCCAGCUUCGUGGUACCGCUGUACAUUGCCGAGGUGGCGCCGGCGUCGUACCGCGGCCGCCUGGUCACCAUCAACGUGCUCUUCAUCACCCUGGGCCAGGUCAUUGCGUACAUCAUCGGCUGGGUCUUCGCCGAGUACGGCGACCGCGCGACGGGCUGGCGGUGGAUGGUGGGCCUGGGCGCCGUGCCGGCCGCGGUGCAGAACGUGCUCAUCCUGUUCAUGCCCGAGACGCCGCGGUGGCUGGUCAAGGCGGGACGCUCCAGUGAGGCACACCUCGUCGUUCGAAAGGUGUCCGGGCGAGGGUCAGAGGCGGCCAGGGUGGCAGAUGCGGUGCUGAAGAACAUCGAGGUCGAGGUCAGGGAGGAGGAGCACACGAAGCGGAGCCGCCGCCGUGAUGGCUCGCGGAUGCCGUGGCUGGAUGGCUGGGACGAGCUGUUUACCGUGCGGAGAAACCGUCGAGCUUUGGCUAUCGCGUGUCUACUUCAGGGGCUGCAGCAGCUCUCUGGGUUCAACUCCCUGAUGUACUUCUCGGCAACGAUCUUCACACUCCUUGGCUUCGCCAGCCCUACGCUCACCUCACUGACGGUUGCUGUCACGAAUUUCAUCUUUACCGUCAUGGCGCUGCUACUUAUUGACAAGAUCGGACGGCGGAGAAUACUCCUCUACUCGAUCCCCUUCAUGAUGAUCGGCCUCUUGCUCUCCGCAUACGGCUUCUCCUUCAUCAAGAUAUCUACAUCAGCCAUGUCGGCACCCACCGGCACCGCAGCACCCGAGGUAUCCGACCGCAACGCGGCGCUCAUCGUGCUGGUCAGCAUCAUGCUCUACGUGGCCGCGUACGCCAUCGGGCUGGGCAACGUGCCGUGGAUGCAGAGCGAGCUGUUCUCGCUGAGCGUGCGCUCGCUGGGCAGCGGGGCGGCGACGAGCACCAACUGGCUGGCGAACUUUGUCAUCGGGCUCACCUUCCUACCGCUGAUGGAGGCGCUCACGCCGUCGUGGACGUUCGUCCUGUACGCGGCCAUCUGCGGCGCGGGGCUGGGCCUCAUCUGGAGGGUCUACCCCGAGACGUCCGGGCUGAGCCUCGAGGAGGCGGCGAGCCUGCUGGAAGACGACGGGUGGGGUGUCCGGUAG
Messenger RNA from Phaeoacremonium minimum UCRPA7, 1584 nucleotides. Its product is annotated as putative myo-inositol transporter 1 protein. Gene Ontology annotation, molecular function: myo-inositol:proton symporter activity. Gene Ontology annotation, biological process: transmembrane transport. The coding region runs from base 1 to 1584 and encodes 527 amino acids. The transcript is spliced from 2 exons. The record is from RefSeq and is a predicted model, not a curated record. Lineage: Eukaryota; Fungi; Ascomycota; Sordariomycetes; Togniniales; Togniniaceae. Gene Ontology annotation, cellular component: membrane.